AUGGCUGUGCCCGGCGGAGGAUCGGUGAAGGAGGUGAAAUCCAUGGCGGAACUCGACAACACCGUCCGCGAAGGUGUCCCGGUGAUUCUGCACUUCUGGGCUUCGUGGUGCGAUGCCUCCAAGCACAUGGAUCAAGUGUUCUCGCAUCUCUCCACAGAUUUUCCUCUCGCUCGCUUUCUUAGGGUAGAGGCUGAAGAACAACCUGAAAUUUCUGAGAAAUACUCGGUUUCUGCUGUGCCCUUCUUUGUAUUUUUCAAGAAUGGCAUGAUGGUUGAUACACUGGAAGGUGCGAACCCAUCCAGUCUGGCCAACAAGGUUGCUAAAGUUGCAGGGUCAAUCAGGCCCGGAGAACCCGCAGCCCCCGCUAGCCUUGGGAUGGCCGCCGGCCCCACAAUUCUCGAGACUGUUCAACACUUGGCACAAGAAAAUGGUGCAUCUCAGAAAAGCAUCCAACCUGCUUCCCCCAAUGCAGAUAAUAAUGUCCUGACAGAGAGACUUCAGAAGCUAGUCACCUCUCAACCAGUUAUGCUCUUCAUGAAAGGCAGCCCAGCGGCCCCCAAGUGCGGGUUCAGCCAGAAAGUAGUUGAUAUACUGAAGAAAGAGAAUGUUCCAUUUGGAAGCUUUGAUAUCCUGACAGAUAAUGAGGUCCGUGAGGGGCUCAAGAAAUUCUCAAACUGGCCCACAUUCCCCCAGCUCUACUGCAACGGGGACCUGCUUGGUGGCUGUGACAUAGUGAUCGCGAUGCACCAGAACGGGGAGCUCAGGGAUAUCUUCCGGGACCAGGGAAUUCAAGCAAAUAAUUCGGACGGGCCCAAACCCGAGAGUGGGAAGGGCGGAAUUUCUGAGCCUUCGGGCCUGAGCGCAGCUCUCAGCGCCCGUAUACGCGGGCUGAUCGAUUCGGCCCCAGUCAUGCUAUUCAUGAAGGGAAAGCCCGACGAGCCCCGGUGUGGGUUCAGCCGGAAGGUGGUCGACAUACUUAGACAGGAGAAAGUCAUGUUUGAGAGCUUUGACAUCCUUUCAGAUGAUGAAGUCCGUCAGGGGCUGAAAGUGUAUUCCAACUGGUCGAGCUACCCUCAGCUCUACAUAAAGGGGGAGCUCGUGGGCGGGUCGGACAUUGUGCUCGAGAUGCAGAAGAGUGGGGAGCUAAGGAAGGUUUUGGGGGAGAAGGGGAUUCCUUUUGGGGAGACUCUCGAGGAUCGGUUGAAAAAGUUGGUAAAUUCGUCAAAAGUGAUGUUGUUCAUGAAGGGUAGCCCGGAUGCGCCCAGGUGUGGGUUCAGCUCGAAGGUGGUGGGUGCUUUGAAGGAAGAGGGAGUAGAGUUUGGUUCGUUUGAUAUUCUGGGGGACGAGGAGGUGAGGCAAGGGCUCAAGACGUACUCAAAUUGGCCCACUUUCCCUCAGUUGUACUACAAAGGGGAGUUAGUUGGGGGCUGUGAUAUCGUGAUGGAAUUGCGCGAGAGUGGUGAGCUGAAGAGUACGUUGUCCGAGUGA
This is a messenger RNA of Striga hermonthica, 1488 nucleotides long. The record is from the annotation of a GenBank genome assembly. Lineage: Eukaryota; Viridiplantae; Streptophyta; Magnoliopsida; Lamiales; Orobanchaceae.